AUGGUCAGCAUGGAAGAAAACAAUGAGGUUAAAGAAGAAGAGAAACCACAAGAACAAAGCGAUAGCCAAGAAAACAAUGACACCAAACAUAAAAUGCCGCAAACCACUUAUGUUCGUCUCCGCGGCUUACCGUAUUCGUCAAAAGAAAGUGAUAUCCGAGCGUUUCUUGAUGGUAUUCCGGUCACUACGAUUACAAUGAGCUCUUCGUACAAUGGUCGCCCAAGUGGGGAGUGUUACUGUGAGUUACCGACCAAGCAAGACGUGCUAAAGGCGCUAGACUUUCACUGCAAGGAAAUGGAGGGCAGAUAUAUCGAAAUUUUCACUGUAUCCAUCGAUGAACUCACUAAUCUUAAACGUGCUGGACUUGUAACGGACGAGGGUAAAGUGAUUCGAUUGCGUGGCCUUCCUUUCUCUGCUACAGUUCAGGAUGUUAAGAAUUUCUUCAAAGGGCUAAACUGUGAAGAGGUGGUAUUCGGGCGUACGGGAGGGCGGCCUAGCGGGGAAGCUUUCGUACGUCUCGCCAGCAGGGAUGAAGCCUCCAAAGCACUCGAUUUCAACAAGCAACAUAUGGGAAGCAGGUAUAUUGAAGUUUUCCGAACCACUGUCGAUGACAUGGAGCGGAAUCGCCCUCGCAGCUACGACAGUGGCUACAUUCGCCCACUUUUUGACUCAAAAGGAUAUGAAUAUUCACCGAGAGGGGUUCGUGGAGGCAUGCGAUCAGCUCCGUAUGACAUUCCACGUGGUGGGUAUGGAAGAUACGAUGAUUAUGAUGACUUUUCUCCACCUACAAAGAUAUUCAUGCGUGGACUUCCGUUCGACGCUGACUGUUACAUGAUCGAACAGUUCUUCGCUCCUCUUCGAUGUCUUGAAAUCAGCUUGGGAUUUAACGAUGAACGACGUCCAUCUGGGGACGCAAUGGUCGAGUUUGGCACAACUGCAGAGGCGCGCGAGGCCUUCACCAGAAAUAAGGCUAUGAUGGGGAAGAGAUACGUCGAAUUGUUUGGGGCAAACGAUAUGCCGAGUACUAUGCGAAGACUUACCUGGCGUGUUAUUGGAGGUCAACCAGCACCGAGACCACUCGCACUGCUAUCACCAAGAAGUGGUUACGACUCACCUUAUGGCGGUUCAUAUGGUGGUGGUUAUGGAGGUGGAUACAGUGGUCGAGGUGGCUAUGAGCCAGCAGCACCAGGACCUUUCCGCAGCUACGGCAGCAGUAGUAUCAUGGGUGGUGGCGGAGGUAUGGGCCGAUCAUCGCGUAGUGGCAGGCGUAGCGGAGGAUGGUAG
This is a messenger RNA of Necator americanus (New World hookworm), 1284 nucleotides long. RefSeq lists its product as uncharacterized. The coding region runs from base 1 to 1284 and encodes 427 amino acids. The transcript has 10 exons. The record is from RefSeq and is a predicted model, not a curated record. Lineage: Eukaryota; Metazoa; Nematoda; Chromadorea; Rhabditida; Ancylostomatidae. Gene Ontology annotation, molecular function: RNA binding.